Messenger RNA from Drosophila kikkawai, 1566 nucleotides. RefSeq names its product chromo domain-containing protein rhino-like. Gene Ontology annotation, biological process: negative regulation of transcription by RNA polymerase II; chromatin organization. The record is from RefSeq and is a predicted model, not a curated record. Gene Ontology annotation, cellular component: pericentric heterochromatin. Gene Ontology annotation, molecular function: chromatin binding. NCBI's taxonomy places the organism in Eukaryota, Metazoa, Arthropoda, Insecta, Diptera, Drosophilidae.
UUGAAAACAUAUCGAUAUAUCGAUGUUGUAAUAGUUUUCUCACAUUCCUAGCAACUUGGCAAGCUCCUUCCUUUUUCGUUUUCAUCUCCGGUGGCGUGACGACCUGCUUUCAUUUUCAGAAAAAAAAAAGAAAAUCAUGAGCAACCGCAAACACUCUAAGAAAUCGUGUCGCCCUUGGGACUCCAAGUCCAAGUCCAAGCCCUAUAACCCUAUAGCCCCAUCAAGCGGCCAGGAGAGCGAUGUUCCCGAUUCUAAAGGCUUCAUAGACAAGGUCAUUGGGAAAAGGUUAAGGAACGGGCGCGUCGAGAUGCUAGUUAAGUGGAUAGGCCAUCCUUCCACUUGGGUGCCAUUGGUCAAUUUUGGCACCUGCUUGUCGAUGCUCGAGGAUUAUGAAACCGAGCAGUUGCAGCUACGUGGAAUCCACCAAGAGAUGCUAUCCAACGAUCAGGAUUCGAUGAGUUUUCCUAGCCUUGGCCCGUUGACAAUCCAAUCGGAUCCGACCGAAAGGCUGGCAGAGGCUGGAAUAAGUCCAUUGGAGACCGCGGAGAACCAGAACGACGAUGACCCCGGCAACACGCCGGACUCCAGUGGCAGUUCUCGCAAGGGCAUGGAUUCUUUAAGUCCACUGAAAGAGCUGAUUGGUAAGAGCCCAUUGAAGGCCCCCAAGAAUCUGAAAGAUGAUGCCUACAACACGUCUGACUCCAGUGGCGGUUCUCCCGAAGGUUUGGAUUCAAGUCCUUAUAAAGAGUGGAAGAUUCAAUCGAAACUGCCCGGAAAGCCAACAGAAAAGGCUGGAAAAUAUUCAGUGAAAGCCAAGAAGAACCUAAAGUUUAACAACGAUGACACGCCUAGCUGCAGUGGCAGUUCUAGCAAAGGUAUGGAUUCAUCAACUCCAGCCGAAUCUAAUGGGCAAUUCGGGAUAAAACCACACAAAGAGCUGCUUGGAAAGCCUAAUGAAAGCCCAGGGAACCGCAAGAGGAAUCUAACAGUUGAUGAAGCUAGGAAGUUACAUGCUAGCAAAGGUUCGAACUCCGAAUCCAACUGGAAGAUCCAAUCGAAACCGUUCCAGAAGGUGGAACAAAAUCCAAAAAAGGUAAUGAAGAACUCCCACUUUGAGGAAGACGACGACUCGUCUGAUUCAAGUUCAUCCCACUGGAAGAUGCCGCCGUACCCGAAAGUCUAUGGGUUUGCUCGCGGACUGGAGAUGGAUAAAGUGGUGCACAGCUUCCAUGUGGGUGAGAAACGCAUUCUGUUUGUGACCUGGAAGGGAUACGACGGCAACGAUGCGGUGCCCUUUGACGAAGUGAAGGCAGCCUAUCCGGAAAAGAUUAUCGAGUAUUUUGAGAACAUGGAGCGGCGUUACAAAUAAACAUUUUUAUACUACAAACAUUAACGAAAAACCCAACAUAAUGGGGAUUCGUUCAAGGCAUCGAAAAUCCAUCAGGAAACAGUUGAUCUCCUUCAGAAAUUCAUACUAAACCUAAUUGUGUCUGAUUUAUAGAUAGAUAAAUUAUAAAUUAUACAAACAUGAAUUUCAGAAUCAUUAAAAGGCUACUUUUUCGCUUA